Chrysochloris asiatica (Cape golden mole) is the source of this 1660-nucleotide messenger RNA. RefSeq names its product transmembrane 7 superfamily member 3 (gene TM7SF3). The record is from RefSeq and is a predicted model, not a curated record. Bases 168 to 1616 code for a protein of 482 amino acids. NCBI's taxonomy places the organism in Eukaryota, Metazoa, Chordata, Mammalia, Afrosoricida, Chrysochloridae. The transcript is spliced from 11 exons.
UUGAAUUUUCUUUGGGGAAAUUUAGAUACUUCAAGCUCAGCAGGCCCUUUCCAGUGGAGGCUGUUUUGUAUCAUAUUUCCAGCAAUGCAACUUUCCUUAUUUUCCAAAUACAUUCACAGUAUCAGAACACAACAGUGUCUCUUUCUGAGACUUUCCUUCCUAAUACCAUGGGAACUGGCACUGACAAAGGACUGGUUUUCAUUCUGAGACCAGAGCAAAGCAUGUGCAUUUGGCACUUGGCUGCUGCUGAUUCUGAGCCUGUCCAAAGUAUGGCUAUUCCGCUCUCCUACUCAGAAAGAGAUCCUGUCCCUGGAGGCUGUAAUUUAGAGUUUGACUUAGAUAUUGAUCCUAACAUUUACUUAGAGUAUAAUUUCUUUGAAACAAUCAUCAAAUUUGCCCCAGCAAACCUAGGCUAUGCAAGAGACACAGACCCUCCACCCUGUGAUGUUGGCACUGGCCAGGACUCUAGGUGGAGGUUGCAGUAUGAUGUCUAUCAGUAUUUUCUGCCCGAGAAUGACCUCACUGAGCAGGUAUUGCUGAAGCAUCUGCAGAGGAUGGUCAAAGUACCUCAGGUGCAGGCCAAUGCUAUCAAGGUGGUUACCUUAACAGCUAAUGAUAAGACAAGUGUUUACUUCUCCUCUCUCCCGGUACAAGGUGUAAUCUAUAAUGUCAUUGUUUGGGACCCGCUUCUAAAUACAUCUGCUGCUUAUGUUCCUGCUCACACAUAUGCUUGCAACUUCAAUGCAAUUGAGGGGAAUUGUUCUUCUCUUGGAACAGUGUCUACCAAAGUGUUCUUCACUCUUUCUGCCUUGCUUGGUUUCUUCAUUUGCUUCUUUGGACACAGAUUCUGGAAAACAGAAUUAUUCUUCAUAGGUUUCAUCUUCAUUGGAUUCUUCUUUUAUAUACUGGUUACAAGACUGACAUCUAUUAAAUAUGAUGUUCGUCUGAUUCUAACUGCUGUGACUGGAAGCAUUGGUGGAAUUUUCUUGGUGGCUGCAUGGUGGCGAUUUGGAAUCCUCAUGUUCUGUAUGCUGUGUGUUGGAUUAGUGCUGGGGUUCUUCAUCUCAUCUGUGAUGUUCUUCACUCCAUUGGGAAACCUAAAGAUUUUUCGUGAUGAUGUUGUGUUCUGGGUGACCUUCUCUUGUAUAGCUGUUAUUAUUCCAGUAGUUUUCAUGGGCUGCCUAAGAAUACUGAACAUACUCACUUGUGGAAUCAUUGGCUCCUAUUCAGUGGUUUUGGCUACCGACAGUUACUUAUACACGAGCCUUUCCUACGUUACUUUAAAUGUACUUAAGAGAGCACUCAACGUGGAUUUCCGCAGAGCUUUCACAAAUGUGCCUUUUCAAACUACCGACUUUAUUAUCCUGGCAUUAUGGGGGAUGCUGGCAGUAAGUGGAAUUACAUUACAAAUUCGAAGAGAAAGAGGUCAGCCGUUUUUCCCUCCCCACCCUUACAAGUUAUGGAAGCGAGAGAGAGAACGCAGAGUUACGAACAUUUUGGAUCCUAGCUACCACAUUCCUCCAUUGAGAGAGAGGAUAUAUGGCCAGUUAGCCCACAUCAAAGAGUUCUUCCAGAAAGAACAGUCAGCUGGAGAGAGAACGCCCCUACUUCUGUAGAUGCCCAGUGACUUGGUCUUUGUGAUCUUGAAGUAUGACUUGAG